GAAAGUAAGAGAGUUUUGUGUAGAAAAUUAGUUGAGAGUCGAGAAAGGUUUCCGUAUAAAACCGUAGAAGAUGAAUCCUCAAGUGCCGCCGUUGGAAAGUCCUCAACCCCAAGAUUAAGAGCUCAGGUGCUUGCCAUGUCGAGUUCCCGGUUGUGCAUGCGCAUCCUCUUUGGAGUUAUCAUUUGUCUGGGACAUAUUCAUAUUUCACCUCUGAAGGCAUUUGCACAGAGUAAAUGGUGUAUUGCAAAGCCAACUGCCCCUUAUAGUUUACUGCAAAUGAACAUUGACUUCGCUUGUAGUCAAGUCGACUGUAGCGUAAUUCAAACCGGUGGUGAAUGCCAAUUACCAGACACUAUAAUGAACCACGCGUCUGUUGCCAUGAAUCUUUACUACCAAUCAUUUGGCAGAACAGAUUUGAGCUGUCAUUUCAAGUCGACCGGCAUGAUUGUGAUUGACGAUCCAAGUUUUGGAACUUGUUUGUACAAAAGAAAAGGGAAGGAAGGAGGUGCUGGUGUGAGUCUCGUAAAAAAGCAUGGGAAAUCUAGUGUCAUUUUAAAACUGAUAGUUGCGUCGAUAAUUACUUUUGGGUUGGUAGGGACUGUAACUGUUGUGUGCGUGUGCCGGCGUUCUCGGAAUCCCUCACAAGCAAUAAAAAGUGAGAUGCAACACAUGCCAACCCCAGCCCCCUCUCAGUCCCAUCCACAGCCAUCAUGUUCAGUGACAGUAUCAGUUCCCUGUGAGGCGGUAUCAGUUCCUCUCAGUCCCCCUCCCGGUCCUUCUCAAACACAGCCCAAGAAAGACGACGGCCAACUUGACAUUGUUAUUUCAGGUAAUCAAGUCAAUGGAAACAAAGGAGACCAUAAUGGACAGUUCUCCGUUGGCAACACUAUACACAAGACUGUCCAUAUCAGCAUUUAGUAAUGUUAAAAGUUAAAACAUAUUGAAGAUUUGGGCAAGAUAUGGUUAGAGAAGAUUUGGUGAAGAUACGGUUAACUUGCAAUUUACAUAUGUGCAUGUGGUGAAUCCUCUAUUAUUGCAAAGCAAACAUGGUGCUGCUGCUGCAGCAUGGUACAAUCAGUCUUUUUUCAUGAAUCAAGUGCAUGGUGAAGUAUGGAGUCUCCUUGUUAGGGCCAUACUUUCUUCUGUUGUAAUCAGUUUAGUACAUACUUUCCUCUUAGUCCUUUUUUCUCUUUCCUUUGUCUAUAUAUAUACUCAUUCUUGUAAAGGUUCAACAAUUCAAUAUAGA
Rosa rugosa (rugosa rose) is the source of this 1246-nucleotide messenger RNA. RefSeq lists its product as uncharacterized. The coding region runs from base 136 to 918 and encodes 260 amino acids. The transcript is spliced from 4 exons. The record is from RefSeq and is a predicted model, not a curated record. Lineage: Eukaryota; Viridiplantae; Streptophyta; Magnoliopsida; Rosales; Rosaceae.